AUGGGUCGGCUUUACACCAUAUCGGUGGCCGUCUUGGCGGCAACGGGGUCGUUUCUCUUCGGUUAUGACUCUGGCGUCAUGACAGAUGUGAUCGACUCGCCCAAUUUCCUAGAGUACUUCAAUACUACGCAAACGUCUUCCAUUGUUGGGGCGAUCAACAGUACCUUUUCGGGUGGAGCGGUGAUCGGCUCUCUACAAGGCGGACUGACCAUGGACCGUUUCGGCCGCAAGUUCACCAUCCAGCUAGGUGCUUUCCUAUGUAUAAUCGGCGCAUCACUACAAGCAGCCGCGCAGAAUCUCUCCAUGAUCCUCAUCGGUCGAAUCCUAGCUGGCUGGGCUGUCGGUCUCAUGUCCAUGGCCGUCCCCGUUUACCAGGCUGAGUGUGCACACCCACGCUCUCGGGGAAUGAUCGUAGGACUAGCACAACAGAUGAUCGGUAUUGGAUUCAUUGUCAGCACAUGGGUCGGCUAUGGAUCCCUCCACGCACCAGCUACAAGCCAAUUCCAGUGGCGAUUUCCCCUCGCCUUCCAGGUUGUACCAGCACUGAUCUUGGGAAUUGGCAUGUUCUUCUUGCCAGAAUCACCGCGAUAUCUGAUAGAAACGGAGCGGUAUACCGAGGCACGGCGCAUUCUCCACAGAUUACACUCCGACGGCUUGAAUGAUGCCUGGAUCGAGGCCGAGUAUAGCGGGAUCUGUACCGCCAUCGAGGCAGAGAAAAGUGUCACUGCAACUGGAUGGAUGGCUAUGUUUACUGUUCCGCAAUGGCGGACUCGACUCUUACAUGGCGUUGCUGUCCAGGUAUUUACGCAGAUGACCGGUAUCAAUGUGAUUGGGUACUACCAAACCAUCAUGUAUAAAUCCCUCGGUAUUACAGGCAGUCGCAGCACGCUUGUCGCAGGCAUUUAUAAUUGUGUUGGCCCGCUCGCCAAUUUCAUCUUUGUAGUUUUCAUUCUCGAUCGUGUUGGCCGCCGAAAGCCCAUGCUCUUCGCUACAGUGGCCAUCUCGCUUGCUUUGAGUUGUGAAGCGGUGCUUAAUUCGCAGAAUCCUGAUGGCCGGAAAGUUGGAUAUAGCAUUGGUGGUGUUUUCUUCAUUUUUCUGGUAUCGGUGGUAUUCUCCAUGUCUUUUGGGCCAUGUAGCUGGGUCUAUAUGGCUGAAGUCAUGCCAAUGCAGAUCCGGGGCAAAGGCAACGCGUUUGCAGUCGGUAUCGGUAACUGGGCUGUCAGUACGCUGUGGAAUCAGAUCUCGCCUGUUGCUCUGGGGAAACUCCAAUGGAAAUUUUACUUCGUUUUUGUAGCGUGGAACCUCUGCAUAUCUCUUCCUGUCAUUUAUUUCUUCUUCCAGGAAACGAAGCAGAAAUCACUCGAGGAGAUUGACUUGCUAUUUGGUGGACGGUCGAGUGCGCUGCAUGAGGAUGGUGUCAGUGAGCCUGGCACAAAACGGGAUAUACAACAGUUUGACAAGGCAGAGAUGGGUCCCUCUGCAUUGUCCAUCAUCCAAAAUGUCCAGUAG
This is a messenger RNA of Penicillium arizonense, 1509 nucleotides long. RefSeq names its product sugar porter family MFS transporter. Gene Ontology annotation, cellular component: membrane. NCBI's taxonomy places the organism in Eukaryota, Fungi, Ascomycota, Eurotiomycetes, Eurotiales, Aspergillaceae. The transcript has 7 exons. Gene Ontology annotation, molecular function: carbohydrate:proton symporter activity. The record is from RefSeq and is a predicted model, not a curated record. Bases 1 to 1509 code for a protein of 502 amino acids. Gene Ontology annotation, biological process: transmembrane transport; carbohydrate transport.